UUACGCUGCGCCACAAUGGGAACUCCAGGAUUUUAUUCUUGAUCAUCUGUACAGAAUUACCUGUCAGUGCCUUACUUAGCAUUGGAGUUGUCAGGGGUUUACUGGGAGCUUCCAAAUAUCUGCAUUUCCUCCCCAUGGAAGGUUCCAGUGGGCAGAGAAGAAAGAAUGGCAGGCUCUCCUCCUCUUGUUGCUGAGGACAUCACCCUGGACGAGGGACUGGGCGAAUCGGAAGCUGUGGCUGACAUCAAGUUCUCCUCGGCAGUCCCUUCGGAUGUUUCUCACCUCAGUGCUCCGGGCACGGGCCACGGGCUUCACCGCCCGAAGACAUGUAAGGAAUUUGCAUAAGACAGCUGUGCAGAAUGGAGCUGGAGGAGCCUUAUUUGUGCACAGAGAUACUCCUGAGAAUAACCCAGAUACUCCAUUUGAUUUCACACCAGAAAACUACAAGAGGAUAGAGGCAAUUGUAAAAAACUACCCAGAAGGGCAUAAAGCAGCAGCUGUGCUUCCAGUCCUGGAUUUAGCCCAAAGACAGAAUGGAUGGCUGCCCAUCUCUGCCAUGAACAAGGUGGCAGAAAUUUUACAAGUACCUCCAAUGAGAGUAUAUGAAGUAGCAACUUUUUAUACAAUGUAUAAUCGAAAGCCAGUUGGAAAGUAUCAUAUUCAAGUCUGCACCACUACGCCUUGCAUGCUUCAAAACUCUGAUAGCAUACUGGAGGCCAUUCAGAAAAAGCUUGGAAUAAAGAUUGGAGAGACUACACCUGACAAACUUUUCACUCUUAUAGAAGUGGAAUGUUUAGGGGCCUGUGUAAAUGCACCAAUGGUUCAAAUAAAUGACAACUACUAUGAGGAUCUGACACCUAAGGAUAUUGAAGAAAUUAUUGAUGAACUCAAGGCUGGCAAAAUCCCCAAACCUGGGCCAAGGAGUGGACGCUUCUCUUGUGAGCCAGCUGGAGGUCUUACCUCUUUGACUGAACCACCUAAAGGACCUGGGUUUGGUGUGCAAGCAGGCCUUUAAUUUAUAUUCAGCUGUAAAUAUGUCACUGGAGAAAUAAAGUACGAACCUCCUGUCUAAAAAAAAAUAAAAAUAAAAAUAAAGUCCCUUCAUAUUGUUCCUGCCCACUUAAA
This is a messenger RNA of Phacochoerus africanus (Common warthog), 1125 nucleotides long. RefSeq names its product NADH dehydrogenase [ubiquinone] flavoprotein 2, mitochondrial-like. Lineage: Eukaryota; Metazoa; Chordata; Mammalia; Artiodactyla; Suidae. The record is from RefSeq and is a predicted model, not a curated record. Gene Ontology annotation, biological process: mitochondrial electron transport, NADH to ubiquinone. Gene Ontology annotation, molecular function: NADH dehydrogenase activity.